UCCGCAUCGCACCUGCUCCGCGGAUUCCCACCCUUCGCUCGCCCUCCGCCCCGAGCAUCCUCCCCGCGCCCCGCUUCCGCUCCUGUCUCCAACUCCCUCGCGCCUAGAGGGACCGGCCCGGAGUCCGCUCGGCGGUGCCGGCAGCAUGUGGAACGCGACGCCCAGCGCGGAGCCGGGACCCAACUUCACGCUGCCCGAGCCCGACUGGGACGCGGCCGCCGACAACGCGUCGCUGCCGGACGAGCUGCUGCACCUCUUCCCCGCGCCGCUGCUGGCCGGCGUCACGGCCACCUGCGUGGCGCUCUUCGUGGUGGGCAUCGCGGGCAACCUGCUCACCAUGCUGGUGGUGUCGCGCUUCCGCGAGCUGCGCACCACCACCAACCUCUACCUGUCCAGCAUGGCCUUCUCGGACCUGCUCAUCUUCCUCUGCAUGCCGCUCGACCUCGUGCGCCUCUGGCAGUACCGGCCCUGGAACUUCGGCGACCUCCUCUGCAAACUCUUCCAGUUCGUCAGCGAGAGCUGCACCUACGCCACGGUGCUCACCAUCACCGCGCUCAGCGUCGAGCGCUACUUCGCCAUCUGCUUCCCGCUGCGGGCCAAGGUGGUGGUCACCAAGGGCCGCGUGAAGCUGGUCAUCCUGGUCAUCUGGGCCGUGGCGUUCUGCAGCGCCGGGCCCAUCUUCGUGCUGGUCGGGGUGGAGCACGAGAACGGCACGGACCCCCGGGACACCAACGAGUGCCGCGCCACCGAGUUUGCCGUGCGCUCGGGGCUGCUCACGGUCAUGGUGUGGGUGUCCAGCGUCUUCUUCUUCCUGCCGGUCUUCUGCCUCACGGUGCUCUACAGCCUCAUCAGCAGGAAGCUGUGGCGGCGGAGGCGCGGCGAGGCGGCGGUGGGCACCUCGCUCCGGGACCAGAACCACAAGCAAACAGUGAAGAUGCUGGCUGUCGUGGUGUUUGCUUUCAUCCUCUGCUGGUUGCCCUUCCACGUAGGACGAUAUUUGUUUUCCAAAUCCUUCGAACCUGGUUCCCUGGAGAUUGCUCAGAUCAGCCAAUACUGUAACCUGGUGUCCUUUGUCCUCUUUUACCUCAGUGCAGCCAUCAAUCCCAUUCUGUACAACAUCAUGUCAAAGAAAUACCGGGUGGCAGUGUUCAAACUCCUGGGAUUUGAACCCUUCUCCCAGAGGAAGCUCUCCACACUGAAGGAUGAAAGUUCUCGGGCUUGGACAGAAUCUAGUAUUAAUACAUGAUGAAGCACAGCUGAGCAAAGUCAUUGCUUAUUAUUCUAAAACAGAAGCCAUAGCCCAAGGGAACUUGGGAGGAAGUUGAAGGUUAAUUUUGGAGUUAGUGAUAUGAAGACAACUGGGGGGAACAAGAAGAAAAUUUGCAGGUUUGAUUGUGCACUCAUUAGUGCUUUCAUACACUCUUUCUGCAUAUCCAGAAUUUUGCAUUCUAUGAUUUUUGCAUUCUGUUUUUGGUGCUAGAAAGGGCUUUGCAAGUUCAAGAAAGAUGGAAGUGCCAAGAGGUCAAUUACAACCUUCUUAGUAGGUUUGAUUUUCUUUUUCUUUUUCAUAAACAGUAAAAGAGUUUUGAUUCAAAGGACAUUAAACUUUAAAAAGUUUAAAACGUAAAUUGUAAAAAAAGUAGCAAUGCCCCUAUAAUUCUAGAUUAGU
Sorex araneus (European shrew) is the source of this 1669-nucleotide messenger RNA. It is a transcript of the gene GHSR, whose product is annotated as growth hormone secretagogue receptor. Gene Ontology annotation, biological process: G protein-coupled receptor signaling pathway; hormone-mediated signaling pathway. Gene Ontology annotation, molecular function: growth hormone secretagogue receptor activity. The transcript is spliced from 2 exons. The record is from RefSeq and is a predicted model, not a curated record. NCBI's taxonomy places the organism in Eukaryota, Metazoa, Chordata, Mammalia, Eulipotyphla, Soricidae. Gene Ontology annotation, cellular component: plasma membrane. Bases 146 to 1246 code for a protein of 366 amino acids.